Molecule: messenger RNA, 2937 nt
Organism: Octopus bimaculoides (California two-spot octopus)
Lineage: Eukaryota; Metazoa; Mollusca; Cephalopoda; Octopoda; Octopodidae
Product: serine/threonine-protein kinase mos
Biological process (GO): protein phosphorylation
Molecular function (GO): ATP binding; protein serine/threonine kinase activity
Source: RefSeq, a predicted model, not a curated record
UCAGAGCGUAGAGUUGGGUAUUUUAUCAUUUGUGCCCGUCCAGUUCACGUUUUAUAUUUGAUAUUAAGAAUUAGAAACGGCAGAAUACGAUAUUUUCGCGUUGUCAAUGCAGAUAAAUACUUGUUAUGUUUCAAAAUCAAUUUAACCAUUUAUAUCUCUCUCCGCCUCGACAAAAUGCGUCUGUGCCUAAAGGAAUCAGGAUGGAUACCAUUUAUUUUGGCUUCUUUCACCGGAAGCUCUGUCCGUGAGUCUUGCCUCAACAGAAAUAGAUCUCCGUUUGUUCUUGAAAGUAUGACAGCCAAUUAGUAUGGUGAAAUGGUUUAGUAGUUUUAUACAUUUUAGUGAAGUUUUCGAAUCUCCGCCUUCUACCAAUAUAUGCCAUUAUCUACCAAAAUGUGCCUGGGACAAAAAGUUUAUAGUUGUGAACUAAGUUUCGUGAUAGAAAGAAAUGGAUAAAAGUCAUUUAUUAUCAACAGUUCAUUUGUUAUUUGUCCUGUUUGUAUGAAAAAAUUAAUGGUUCGGUACAUCUAUUUACAGAAUAUAAACAUAUUUCAGAAAUAUUUUUCUGUUUUUUAAAAAAAUGCCCCUCGGACUUAUGUGUUACAUAAACAAUAAUGCUUGUUUCUUGAAUGCUUUUCAACAUGGCCCAUCACAACGAUAAAUACCAAAAGACUUUCUUCUCUGAUUUUACAAAACAAAUGACCGACAAUUUAUGUUCUAAGGAUGUUAUUACACCGCAUUCUUUAUGUAGACACAUAAAUUGUCAUAAAAUUAUUCCAUUUAAUAACAAUGCUGACGGGCAACUUAGAAAAGAUCUCCAUAUAAUUAAGAAACUUGGAAGUGGAGGAUUUGGUACCGUUUAUUUAGUUUGUUGGAAAUCGAAAAAAUUUGCCUUAAAAAUUUUGCAUCGCAAACCUGACAAUUUGGUGAUAAAAUGUUUAAAAGCUGAACAACGUUUACUUCAUUUUGAACACCCCAACAUAGUAAGGACUCUAAUGGUCCAUUCUUUUUGGACUGGUCAUGAAAAUGGCUUGAUUCUUAUGGAAUAUGUUGGCGAGAGAAAUUUACGGUGUCUCAUCGAUGACUCUAAAGAAGUUCUCUGUUAUAAUCGUCGUGUGAAAUAUGGUUUACAAGUUUCAAAGGCCAUGGAAUUCAUCCAUUCAAAGCAUGUUGUCCACUUGGAUUUGAAACCCACAAAUAUUAUCAUCACAGAUAAUGAUGUUUGUAAAAUUUGUGAUUUUGGUUGCAGUCAGUGUGUAAAAUGGCCAGUUGUGGAAACGUCUUCAUUGUCUGGUACGGCAACAUACAUCGCCCCAGAACUUUUAAAAGGAAAGCAACCGACCAAGAAAUGUGAUGUUUAUUCCUUUGGAAUCAUAUUAUGGCAAAUGUUAUCAAGAAAAGUGCCUUUUGAGUAUGAGAAUCCGCACGUAAUUAUCUAUAAAGUGGUGACUGACAAUCUACGUCCAAAGGAAAUCGAUUCUCUAAAGACUUCGAAAGAUUUGGCAUAUGUGACUCUCUACAAGCAGUGCUGGGAUAGAAAACCGCAGGACAGACCAACUUUUGAAGGAUUAGUCGAAACCUUUAAUACUUGGGUUAACAAGACCUUUUUUAAAUUAUAAAAUAUUUAGUACUAAUUCAUUAGGUUUUAAUCUUUCUCCUUCCAAUACACAGACACACGAAAUAUGCAAAUACAAGACGGAAUCUUAGAUUAAAAUCUUUAAAAACAAUUUCCAUGUUCUCGGAAAUUAACUGUUUUUAGAACUUGUAUUUAGCCCAGUUAUUCUGUUAUGUCCUUUUAAUGGCUUUUAUUUAUAAUAUUAAAUGAAUAAAUUUUUUUUAAAUACAAUUUUAUUUCCUUUCUACCUGCCUAUUCUCUUUUAGAGAUUAAUUUUAAAAAAUAAUUUGACAUUAAACUAGUUGAAAGCAACUUGAAAUCGAAUUUUCUGUCCUGCUUCUAAUCACUUUCUUUACGACGUUUAUUGACUUCAAAUGAAUUCGACUUGAAAUCUUAAAAGUUUGUUUCAUAUUUUUAGUGAAUUUAGAUAAACGUAAUAAUUUUAUUUUUAACUAUAGAAAUCUACCAACAGAAAAUAAGGAAUAAAAAGAAAGUCUCAACCUCUUGGCGAAUCUUGUCUAAAGUUUCGAUGACCAAGUUACUCCAGAAGCUUAGUUUCAUGUUAUUACUCACGGCGAAAUGCACAAUCAAGACUAUAACUUCAUAAAUUAUUUAAAAACCAUUUGAAAAUUGUUUUUGAUUUUAUCGUUGUCAAAAUCUGAAUCGUAUUAAUAAAUCCAAAGUUUGACUUUUUUUAGGUAGGGUUUCUUCAGCGUAUACUUACAACAGAGAACAACUUGGAAUUCCAGCAAUAAAGAUAUAUUUGGUUAAACUUCUUACACUUUAAGCAAUCUUAUACACUUGUUCUAAUCGAGCAAAUUUAUAGUCGAAAGCGUUUCAGUCGUGACAACCCCACUACUUUUUUUUAAAAUAGUAUAUUUUAAGGUUACAUAAUCCAGCUCUGAAAACCCUAGGAUGUAAUUUGAUAGCGAUUUGGGUGCCAUUUCAAGCAGAUCAGACCUCUACAAAGAGGCAGAUUGAUGGGGAGCUCGUGGCUCUUUCCGUAAUGUCUUUAGUGCUGAUACAAAUUAUUGCCCAAUUAAGGCGGCGAGCUGGCAGAAACGUUAGCGGUAUUUCGUCUGCCGUUACGUUCUGAGUUCAAAUUCCGCCGAGGUCGACUUUGCCUUUCAUCCUUUCGGGGUUGAUAAAUUAAGUACCAGUGAAAUACCGGGAUCGAUCUAAUCGACUGGUUCCUCUUCCCCAAAAUUUCGGGCCCUGUGCCUAGAGUAGAAAAGAUUAUUUGCCCAAUUGGAUCCAAUGAGAAAAGAAAUGGUCGGCUACAUCAUUAAUGAACUUCAACAGAUUAUUUUUCCAAAUUCAAA